Messenger RNA from Rotaria sp. Silwood2, 201 nucleotides. The record is from the annotation of a GenBank genome assembly. NCBI's taxonomy places the organism in Eukaryota, Metazoa, Rotifera, Eurotatoria, Philodinida, Philodinidae.
AUGGCUAUACAAUCGAAAUUAGAACUGAAAACCUAUCAACUCGGUAUUGAUAUUCGUAAAAAACAUCAUAUCUACGGAAAAAAUGAUAAAAUAAUUUCACGUGUUGAAUGGAUACGAGAAAAAGAAGAUCCAUGUAUUAUUGUUGAAAUGGUUACUGAUAUAGGCAAACGUGAAACUUUUUUUUUAUCAGGAAUUGGAUGA